GCAAAAAGUCAAAAGAAGUUCAUUACCCUCGUUAUAAGCAAUUUGGUCGAUAUGACAGUUUUACCUACACUCAAAAACAAGACCGAAUUGAAGGGAGAAAUAAAAACUUGUUCUAUUCUAGUUAAAAAUGGCAAAUAUUAUGCUAAUUUUUCUUGUGGAAUAGAAGCACAACCAAAACUAGAUACUAAAUUAAUUUCCCUAGAUAAGCAAAUUGGCAUUGAUGUCAAUACCACCAAAAAACUUUCUCGAAAAAAGCAUAAGAGAAACAAGGAGGAUAAGACCAAAAAUAGUAAAAGACAUCAAAAAACUAAAUUGGGAUUAGCCAAGCAAGCCGAAAAAUUGAGAACUUCAAAUCAAGCAAAAUCGUUGAAAAAGGAAAAGGGAAAAGUAAGUGAUAUUCACCGAAAAGAAUUGGCAGAAACUGGUCAAAAAGUAGUUAAGGUUAACCCUGCUUAUACUAGUCAAACAUGUAGCAGAUGUAAUAAAAGACAUCCAGUUAAGCAGGAGUUAAAAGAUAGAUUUUUUAUUUGUGCUUUUUGUGGGUUAGAAUUAGAUAGGGAUGUCAAUUCAGCAAGAAAUAUCCUCUAUAAAGCACAAAUAACGGAGUUUGGAACGAACUUCGUGAAACAGGCUCAUGCUA
This is a messenger RNA of Racocetra persica, 640 nucleotides long. The record is from the annotation of a GenBank genome assembly. Lineage: Eukaryota; Fungi; Glomeromycota; Glomeromycetes; Diversisporales; Gigasporaceae.